Molecule: messenger RNA, 747 nt
Organism: Cucumis melo (muskmelon)
Lineage: Eukaryota; Viridiplantae; Streptophyta; Magnoliopsida; Cucurbitales; Cucurbitaceae
Product: dirigent protein 18
Exons: 1
Coding region: 1-747 (248 amino acids)
Source: RefSeq, a predicted model, not a curated record
AUGAAACAAGCAUCUUUUCCCGCCUUCCUUGCAACAGCAAUCAUCGUAGUGCAUUUUGUGGCGUUUAGGUCUGCAGCUGUCACUGCCAAUGUCGGGGGACAUGAGCCACUUGAAUUUUAUAUGCACGACAUUCUUGGCGGUGCCAGCCCAACGGCGAGACCGAUUACUGGUCUGCUGGGGAACAUAUACACUGGUCAAGUACCCUUUGCAACACCUAUAGGGUUUCUUCCCCCAGACGAUGGUGUUGCGAUCCCAAAUGCCAAUGGUGCUCUCCCUACUGUGAAUGGCAUCAAUGGGAUCCCUCUAGGGACUGGCUUGUCCGGCACUGCUUUUGCUGGAAAUCCCAACCCACAAAAUGUCCCCCAGACCCAACUGGGACCCGAUGGGUUGGGGUUAGGCUUUGGAACAAUUACGGUCAUCGAUGACGUCUUGACCACCGCACCAGAGUUGGGCUCGCAGUCAAUUGGCCAGGCCCAAGGGGUAUAUGUGGCUAGUUCGGCUGAUGGAACUACGCAGAUGAUGGCAUUUACAGCCAUGGUUGAAGGAGGAGAAUAUGGUGACAGUCUCAACUUCUAUGGAGUAUUCAGGAUUGGUAGCCCCUCGUCGCAUUUGUCAGUGACUGGAGGAACUGGCAAGUUCAAGAAUGCACGUGGGAUUGCAGAGGUGCGAUCCCUCAUUCCUCCGGGCCAGCAUGUGGCAGAUGGAGCAGAAACAUUGCUGAGGGUCCUUGUACAUCUAACCUACUGA